Molecule: messenger RNA, 773 nt
Organism: Paramecium tetraurelia
Lineage: Eukaryota; Ciliophora; Oligohymenophorea; Peniculida; Parameciidae
Exons: 4
Cellular component (GO): nucleus
Molecular function (GO): histone binding
Source: RefSeq, a predicted model, not a curated record
GUUAUCACAAUAUCAUCUUAAUCAAAAAAUGAAGGGAAGCUCAUAAAAGAAUAAAAUCUUAGAGCAAAUUCAGAAAUAAAGACGUUCUUAGUCAAGACAGAAUGAUUCUAAAAUAAAUUCCUUGCAUUUCUAAGGUAUUCAGAUUCAAGAGUUUAACAAGGAGAUUGAUGAGUAUUUAAAAACAUUUCCAAACAUAUAAUAAUUGGGAUUUUAGAGAUGCAAAAUACAAUCCUUAAAUAAUCUCUCUGAGUAUAAAAAUAUUAAUUCAUUGAAUUUGGAAGAAAAUGCUUUAGAAGAUGGAUGCGUAAAAUUGAUAGUUUAGAAAUUUCCAUCUUUGACAUUUUUGAAUUUGAAGAAGAAUUAAAUCAAAGAAUUCAAUGAAAUUGAGCAAUUAAAAUAACUUGACCAAUUAACACACUUAUUUCUAGAUAAAAAUCCAGUUUGUGAUGUAGAAAACUUUACAUCUAAAGUCUGGGAUUUAUUGCCAAAAUUAAAGGCAUUGGAUGGAAAGGACAAGAAAGGUAAGGUUGUUAAAGAAAAGACUGAAAUUUAUGAAGACGAUGAGGAGGAAGAAGAUGAAGAAGAAGAAGAAGUAGAUGACGAGGAUGACGACAGUUUCUCUAUAUCUGAUGACGAAGAAGAUGAGGAAUAUAGUGAGGAAGAAGAGAGUGAAUCAGAAAGCAACAAGAAGAAAAAGAAGGUUAAAAAAUGAUACAAUAAAGCAUUUAAUCAAAAACAUCAAUAUCAACUAAUACAAACCAAUUUCUUAGAAA